This is a messenger RNA of Lachancea mirantina, 327 nucleotides long. The record is from the annotation of a GenBank genome assembly. NCBI's taxonomy places the organism in Eukaryota, Fungi, Ascomycota, Saccharomycetes, Saccharomycetales, Saccharomycetaceae.
AUGCCUCCAAAGCAGCAAUUGUCGAAGGCCGCUAAAGCCGCCGCCGCCAUGGCUGGUGGUAAGAAGUCCAAGAAGAAGUGGUCUAAGAAGUCCCACAAGGACAAGGCUAAGCACGCUGUCGUCUUGGACCAAGAGAAGUACGACAGAAUCAUGAAGGAGGUCCCAACCUACAGAUACGUUUCCGUCUCUGUUCUAGUGGACAGACUAAAGAUCGGUGGUUCUUUGGCUAGAAUCGCUUUGAGACAAUUGGAAAACGAUGGCAUCAUUUCCCCAGUUUCCAAGCACUCUAAGCAAGCUAUCUACACCAGAGCCACUGCCUCCGAAUAA